CAAGAGGUCCACUGAACUGGCCCUCACUUUCCCAAAUCAGUUCUCAAUAGUCAGAGUUUGAGUGAAGAUCGAGGUGGUGAAUUUUCCCUAAAUAUCCUGGGCCUAUUUCUUUACUUCCAAUUUAAACAAAUUACAUCUGCCUUAUUGGCAAAUAUUCGAUUCACAAGUUCCCUUUCAAUACGGAGAACUCCUCUCCACGGAAUAACGAAAAAAUAUAUAAAUUGUCUCUUAAUUUAUCAAAAUGUUCACGACUGUAUAAUAAAAAAAUUGCUCGCAGAUACCGUUCCCGGAAACCUUCCUGCACGAAGUGUUAAAAAUCAAACAAUCGAUAAUGCCUCGUCAUCAGUGAUAAAUAUGAAUUACCGUCGCCAAAUAUAAACUAUGCUCCACGUUGCGCGACUAGUCGUCGAUUAGUAGCUUUCAUCCCAACUUCAACAAUACCUUGACGCCACCGGCAAAAUAGAAAAAAAAACACGUGCGAUAAACGUUUCUAAUUGGUAGCGGAGAUAAUGUUCAGCGUUGAGCCAUCAGAAUAAGGUAGACUUGUCAGUUGUAUUCGAAAGUUGGCGCUGUACUGAUACCGAGCUUCGGACGCUCUUCACCACAUUUGUGUUCUAUUUUUCAAAUCUCGCAGUCAAGAAUAAUAAAUCAUGGAGUUCGCUAACAUGGUAUUGACGGACCAUUUAUUAGGGGAACGUCGAGGAGUGUGACGAUGAUGCCGAGGAAAAUACAUGUGAAUCAGCAGUUGAUAAAUCUUUAUCUAGAAUUUUUUUUUAUUAUCAGUUAUUCUUGUGAAAAAUUGUGAUAGUGCGCGAUGACGACAAGGGUGGAGUUUCAAAAUGAUUCAACAACGAGGGAAGUGAAAGACACUGGGGAUGAUGAGGCAGUGGGGGAUGAUGGCAACUUUUACGUGAAUUAUCGAGGAAGAAAGUAUGAAAUUAGUAAAUUUUUGAAGAAUCAUCCUGGGGGACGACAGGCGUUCAAAGCGUACAGAGGAUUGUCCUUGGAUAGUGCACUGGACAAUGUACCACAUUCGGCAGCUGCUUUUCAUCUAUUCCAGGACUUCGAAAUCAGUCAUAGACAAGAUUACGAGGAUAUAGAGAAUUUGAUCGACUGGAACGCACCUCUUCUCGGACAAGUUGCGUCCUUAAGAGAUCGAUACUGGGAGUGGGUGAAUCUCCCAGUGAAUCGAACAAUCCGGCUAUUCAAGUCGGAUGCCAUGGAGAUACUCACAGUGACACCCUGGUACCUAGUUCCACUCGUAUGGAUACCAAUCUGUAUAUAUUUCCUUUAUCUCGGUGUAUCGACUGAGAUAUCCGGUCCUAUCGCACAUUCGCCCACUAAGAUUAUUCUCGCGUUUUCCUGGGGAUUUUUGCUGUGGACUUUUUUAGAAUACACACUGCAUCGAAAAUUAUUCCACAUGAAGCCUCCAGCCGAUUCCAAGAUACUCAUAUCUCUUCAUUUUAUUCUUCAUGGCCUUCAUCACAAGGCACCAUUUGACAACAGGAGAUUAGUAUUUCCCCCAAUACCAGCAAUAUUACUGGCUUGUGUACUGUACAAUGUAUAUCGGCUAAUAUUUCCAGUAAUUAUGCUGAAUAUUGUAGCUGCGGGAACCAUGACAGGAUACCUAUGUUACGACUUAAUGCAUUAUUAUUUACAUCAUGGGGCGCCCAACGCAGAUACAUAUUUAUACACCAUGAAGAGAUACCACAAUUACCAUCACUUCUCACAUCAUGACGAAGGUUUCGGUAUAAGCAGCAAACUGUGGGACUACAUCUUUGGAUCGUUAAUUGUACUAAGGCAAUUGAAAAAGGCCAUUAUCUGGGGUAAAAGCUUGGGGGUGGACUUAAAAAUCACUGGCAAUAAAACGACAAAAAUCAUUUCAGUGGCUUUCGCAAAAGGGGAUAUACAGAGAUCAGUCAACACCAGCAUUGUCAAUACUCAAUACUACGAUUAUAUUAAUUGUUUACUGACAAAAGAAAACCCUCAAAUGAGGUCACACGGUAUUUUCAAUCAAAAUGCUAAUGCGGAUUACCCGUUGUCUACUCGAAGUAAAAUAUUAUACAAGGUGAUAUUGCCACCGAUCUCUGAAAGUAAUCGUGGAAAUCCACGUAAAAUAACAAUUUGGAUCAUUCUUGAGACCCACUUUCCUACAAGGACAGAUCAACUGUCUUCUGCUGAACCCCAAAAUUUAAUAAAAAACAUUUCAAUGAUUCUACGAGCCUUGGGGAUACGACUUAUAAUGAAAUUGCUUUGCAUCAAUCGGCAUGUGCUCAACCAGAGAUAUUACGAUUUCAAAACAAUACCGAUAAAAACAACACUCCCUCCCCACUGUAUUCUCAAGACUCUGCGUGUCACUAUCAAAUCCUGUUCUAUUGCCCACAACUACAACCGUAAUCUCCUUCUUAUCUUUAUUUUUAUCAAUGUCUUUUUUCAAUGGAAAUACAAAACCCAGGUAAUGUCGUGCCAGUUGCUGGGCAUUUGUGUUGGCAUGCUGUCCAUCGAGACCAGCUGUAUCAUAAAACCUCACUUUCUCUUUGGUUCCACGAUCGGUCUCUAUGUUCGCCACGUAGAUAUCCUCGAUUGUAGGAUGAAUCUCCUGGUGUUCAGUACUCGAGGGCAUUGCUCAUAUUUUAUGAAAUUUCAGGAAAAGCAUAAGCUUUCCAACUUCCACCCUAACCUACUCAAUCCGCCUGAACUUACGGUUUUCAGCGUAACAUUUCCGUAUAUCAGCUGCUCCAGCAACGCUGUCUUCCCCACGCCCUUCAUCCCACACACCACGACUUUUGUGGGGUUAACAAGCGUACAUGGCAGUCCACUUGACCCCACCAUACCCAGGUCCCAGGUGAACAGUAUUCCGCAAAAUUUGAAUUGUGAUAGACUGUGGGGUGGAAGUAUAAUGGCAGAAAAUGCACCAGGGGAUGGUAAGAAGUGUGAUAAAUACUCGAUUCUGCUGCCUACUUAUAAUGAAGUGGAGAAUUUACCGAUAAUUGUGUGGCUUAUCGUCAAGUAUUUGGAUGGAGUAGUGCCUUUCGAGAUAAUUAUCAUUGACGAUGGUUCACCCGAUGGCACACAAGAGGUAGCAAAAAAAUUACAGACCCUCUACGGAGAGGAUAAAAUACUCCUGAGGCCUAGAGAACGAAAACUCGGGCUUGGAACAGCCUACAUCCAUGGAAUUAAGCAUGCUUCGGGAAAUUUUGUCAUCAUCAUGGAUGCAGAUCUCUCUCAUCACCCUCAAUUCAUCCCACAAAUGAUCGAAACCCAACACCAAGGGAAUUACGAUAUUGUCACUGGCACGAGGUACAGCGGCGAUGGAGGUGUUCAUGGCUGGGAUUUCAGAAGAAAGCUCAUCAGCAGAGGAGCCAAUUUCGUGACACAGGUCCUUCUGAGGCCUGGAGUCACUGAUUUGACUGGAAGCUUUAGACUCUACAAGAAAGCUAUCCUUCAAAAAUUGAUCGAGUCAUGUGUCUCAAAAGGCUACGUAUUUCAAAUGGAGAUGAUUGUUCGGGCAAGACAAUUUAAUUACACAAUUGGAGAGGUGCCCAUCUCCUUCGUGGACAGGGUCUAUGGGGAAUCAAAGCUCGGUGGUUCAGAAAUAAUUCAGUUCGUGAAAGGACUACUCUACCUCUUCGCCACGACCUAGACCAAUUCGACGGCACUUCAAAGUCCAUAAGUUUUGUACAUAAAUAGCCAGCAAUUUGUACUGAAUAAACAACCAUAAACAAA
Messenger RNA from Diachasmimorpha longicaudata, 3726 nucleotides. RefSeq lists its product as uncharacterized. Gene Ontology annotation, cellular component: endoplasmic reticulum membrane. Gene Ontology annotation, molecular function: heme binding; oxidoreductase activity; dolichyl-phosphate beta-D-mannosyltransferase activity. The coding region runs from base 815 to 3643 and encodes 942 amino acids. Gene Ontology annotation, biological process: protein O-linked glycosylation via mannose; dolichol-linked oligosaccharide biosynthetic process; GPI anchor biosynthetic process. The transcript is spliced from 25 exons. The record is from RefSeq and is a predicted model, not a curated record. NCBI's taxonomy places the organism in Eukaryota, Metazoa, Arthropoda, Insecta, Hymenoptera, Braconidae.